CUCAUGUGGCCGCUCGGGCUGCACCGGGGAGACCCAGCUUUUACUUACAGUGCUUUGAAUAAUGUGUUUGACUUAGAAGUGAAGUAGCUAGAUUUGAAAGUGUGACUUUGUUUGCCUUUUUUCUUUGACAGCCGUGUGCGUCUUUGCUUGUGUUUGAGACGAAAGUGCGGCUCAGGCUGUGCGCUUUUGGAUUCAGACGAACUUUGUCCACACACGUAGUUUUAAAAGAGCAGCGAGAUGGAAACAUUGGCCAACGCAGCCUUGCUUAGCUUCAGCUGGAGUCUCUUCGACUUCAUGUUUGAAUGUUGUGGUUUUAUCUGACGUGUGUUUUGGAAAGUUAGGGCGGGGGGGGGGUCGAGCGAAAGUGGCUCAACAGGACCGGGUCGGUCUGGUUCAGUGUCACUUGCGGGUCUUCUUCUCCCGUCGUCAAACAAUCUUUACACUGCACUCAAAGUCUUCCCAUCGCCGAGCAAAGUCGACGACUCGUGCGCAUUCACGUGAACCCGAGCGCAGACAUGUUUUGAUAACACGUUCAACAGCAGCGCGGAGAGUUGUGCGCACUUUCGCCGUAUUCUCGAAAAGUUGCUGCGGGCUCGUGCUGGCCCGCUCGCUGGCGCUCUGCCGAAGUUACGCAGCAAACAACUAAUCGCUCCGCUAAAGCCACGUCCCGUUUAAACCCUCGCCGUGGUCUUAAUGUUUGAAGGGUUUGGAAAUAACUCGGCCGGGCCAGUUGAUCUGCAGUGGGGAGUGAAUGUUAAUGGGUUAAACGGGGAUGAGGGGAACAGGAAACCUCGCUGUGCACUGGCAACCUAAUCUGAGCGGCAAGGACGGAAUGUGCUCAACGUCAAACACGUUUACAACUGCAGCUCCCCGUCUGCUCCCACUCAGGCUGCUGCUCCUGCUGCCUCCGACUCCCAGAGAACACACACGGAUCUCUGCUUCAGACCAAACACUCCAUCAGCUCGAGGCUGUCUUGACAUCUGAAGUCGUUUUUUAAAUGCUCUUUUAUGAUCUGUAGUUCCGUCUUUUUGUUGUGUCCUCUAAAAUGAUACUGGACUUUGUUCUAUACCUUGAAAGAACAUGCCUUGAAAAGAAAUCGCAGUUUUGGGGGGGGUAAUAAUGUUACAUGGAUCAUAUGUAAUAACACAGACAUUAACGCCCAAUAACAAGAAGCAAGGCGUCGCUCCGGGAUUCAGUUCACCUCCCUUUACUUCUCUGUGCGAUGGCGCCACCCUCCGAUAAAAAGGAGUCAAGACACGUUGGCUCCAAGGCUUGUUGUGAUUUUAAAUCCUGAGGGCGCGUGGCUUGUGUUAGAGCUGUGUAUGAGCCGGAAGUUCUAAGACUAUUUAUGAUCUUAUAUAAUAAAAAAAAAAGUGAUAUAUUGAUAUACAUUGUCUUUCAGGCUUUAUGACUAUUGCCUCAGUGUAUCAUAUACUUUUUCUCCAAAGAUGUUAGAAAGCCUUAGUUUGUUUUAUUGUGUAUAUAGUAUUAUUUAUUAUUGAAGUUAUGUCACACAAAACACAGAGUUUUGUUCAUAUUGGCUCCAAUAUACUCAAAUUUGUGUCUGAAUAUUACAGUGUGCUAUUAUUUAGCAGUAGAUCCCAUUUAAAGUCACAUGUGAUUCACACUUUGUUAUUUACUUUUCCUCCUGGUUCAGAUUUCGACAGCAUGGCCACAAUGGCAGAUGGCUGUAUCCAAUUCACACGCCACGCAGGUGACGUGCUGCUCAACUUCAACCGGCUCCGCAGCAGGAACAUCCUGACCGACGUCACCAUACAGGUGGACGGACAGCCCUUUCAUGCUCACAAGGCCAUCUUGGUGGCCUGCAGUGGCUUCUUUUAUUCAGUUUUCAUGAACCCAGCGAAUGCAGACCUUAGUGCCAUCAGCUUAGACCCCAAAGUGGACCCCAAGGGUUUCUCCAUCCUGCUGGAUUUCAUGUACUCAUCCUGUCUGAACCUCAAAGACAGCUUGGUCCUGGUCACCAUGAACACAGCCAUCUAUCUCCAGAUGGAACAUGUGGUUGACACUUGCCACAGGUUCAUCAACUCCAGGCAUCACUCUCUUAAUAUGGAGCCUGGAGUGGUGCACACCAACUCAUUACAUCUGGCUGAGGAGAUCCAUGGAUCGAGGUCUGCCGAUGAGAAAGAGCCAGACUUUAGAAACAACCACACAUCAACCAUCUCCCCUUUCCAGGAGUGCCGGGGCACCGUUCCCAAUGUCUUCAGGGGCAUCAACACAUCUGGCUCCUAUCACGUCUAUGGUGACAUCCAAGCCCAUGAUGGGAAGUUUGAAGACCCCCAUAAGAUUACAGCCCUUCCCAGAGGUGUCUCUUUGUCCCAAACACAAUGCUCGCAGGUACCCAACCCCAACAUAGCUCACAGUGAAUCCACCACAAUGCUCUCUCAUCCCGUGCCAUCACACCCCAGUUGCAUCACCAAUAUCAACCAACCAGCAGGAGACCACGUGAGCAAUCGCGGGCCUGCUGCUCCAAUGGAGGAAGAAAACAUUCAGCACCCGCAAACCAGUUGCCUGAGGUUGUGUCCGGGCUUUAGCAAAGGUGUGAUUUGUAGCCCUCAGAGCCCACUCAGAUCUGACUGUCAGCCAAACUCGCCUACCGAGUCCAGCAGCAGCAGAAAUGCAUCCAUGAGCCUCAAACAGCCCUCAGACUACCCAGCAGACACCAAGGCCCGCAACUGGAAGAAGUACAAGUACAUCGUCAUGAACCAAACUCCUGAUGAGAAUGAAAAAGAGUCUCAGGGCGGCAACGCUGAAGCCAUAUCCCUGUCCCCAAUGCUGAGCCCCUGCAGGAGUAUAGGAACAGGUGGAGACAGCGAGGUCCACUCAGACGAGGGAGCCAGUGAGCACAGAGAAGACAUCCCCAAGUCUCAGAGUGUUGACAGCUGCGGCAGCAGCACGUGCAGCAGCAUUAGCCACCGCAGAUGCUCCUCCUGUGGGUGUGACAGCCCUCCACGCAUGGAGAUGGGGCACCUGUCUCCAGACUCAUACAGCAGAGACGAAACUACCAAACUACACAAGUAUUCCUCCUCCAGCUGUGAAAACAACACAUACUUCUGCAAUGGCUGCGACUUCAAGUUCACAGAUGAAGAUUCCCUUAAAGAUCACAUGGUCCAGGUCCACAGUGACAAGCCAUACAAGUGUGACUGCUGCCAGGCCGCCUUCCGUUACAAGGGCAACCUGGCCAGCCACAAGACGGUUCAUACUGGUUCGAAGCCGUACCAUUGCAACAUCUGUGGUGCUCAGUUCAACCGACCAGCCAACCUCAAAACACACACCCGCAUCCACUCUGGAGAAAAGCCAUACAAGUGUGAGACGUGUGGCUCUCGAUUUGUCCAAGUGGCCCAUCUUCGCGCUCAUGUGUUAAUUCACACCGGAGAGAAGCCAUACCCUUGCGAGAUCUGUGGAACACACUUCCGCCAUCUUCAGACACUUAAGAGCCACAUGCGCAUUCACACCGGAGAGAAGCCUUAUCAUUGUGAAAAAUGUGACCUCCACUUCAGACACAAGAGUCAGCUGAGGCUUCACCUCCGACAGAAGCACGGGGCAGUCACCAACACCAAGGCUCAGUAUCGCAGGACUCCCAGCAACAUCGCCACAGGCCUGUCGACCUCCUGCUGAGUGUGCCGCAGUCCUCCUAUCUGUCUUUUCUUUCCCCCCCCCAUUUUACAUAGGCCACCAUGUUGUCAAAAGAGUUUCUGUUUUUUUCCGAGACAGAAACAUAAACACGUAUGCAUUUGUAAAUGAUGCAUAUGACUUUGUGUAAGCUCUUCAGUAUUUGGUAGCUCUUAGUUCAAGAUUGUAGAAGUCCAUGCUUCAGUUGUGAAUGUGUAAAAGCAGAGUGUACAUUUUUGAAUGUGAUUCUGAGCAGGUGUUUCUCUAUUUUACAAAUUACGUAACUGAAUGUCAGCAUCGAAGGACAGUCCUCUUUGUCAUUCGGAUUGAGAAUCACUGUUACAGUUCUGCUUUCGAUUACGGUAUGAAACUCCCCAAAUAAUGUGGUCAAAGUUCAUGUCUAUUUUUGUAAAUAAGAUAAUAUAUAUUUCCAUAUUGCCAUCUGCUGGCAGAGUACGAAUAUAUUGAGUUUGUAUCACGCGCAGUGAGCUUCGCUGAAUUGACAACACGAGGGCUUGUUAUUUUGCCAUUUCCCAGUUUGCGCUACAUGUUUUUCAUGCACAGAUUGACGUUCAUUUGAAAAAUUGCUUUGUACAUAUUUUUUUCUCAUUAUUUUUAGGCUUUUGUUCAUAUUUUGCACAUACUCAUAAUGCUGUGAUUCAUAUAUUUUCAUACUUAAAUAUUUCUACUUUAAAUGUUGACCCAUUGAAAUUGUUCGUUCAAACCCCAAUGUCCAGCACCUGCUAAAUUCUUAUUUAUAGUCUAUUGUUUUUUUUUUCUUUACUUAAUUCAUUUUGGUGCUGCAAUGAUCCACGGUGCCACAGGAUCAUUAAAGUCAGGUUGUAUUCAUCUAACCCUAUGUUUUAUAGUGCACCUAUAUGUAUCAGUGUAUUCAUAGUGCCUUACAUUCACUCUUUUCUAUUGUCUGACUAGUUAUUUAGACAUUUUAAGUUUGGUAAUACAAAAGAUAUAAGCUGCUUUUUUGAUGUUGCAUUUGGUACUUUGCCCUGUCAUUGUUUGUAUGCAUGUCAGGUACUAAUGUUAUGAAAUCUGACAAUCUGUUGUGUAUCGUUCAUAAGGUGCAGAUACGCUCAAGCUAAACCGCUCAGGAAUAUUAGUAAUAUGUAAGCAAAUGUCUUUGCAACUGCAAUUUACAUACAUGUGUAUGUGUGUACAAUAUAUAUGUAUAUAUAUAUAUACAUAUAUAUAUUUAAAAAAUGAAAAAUAAACGUUUAUUAUGUA
Molecule: messenger RNA, 4872 nt
Organism: Platichthys flesus (European flounder)
Lineage: Eukaryota; Metazoa; Chordata; Actinopteri; Pleuronectiformes; Pleuronectidae
Gene: bcl6ab
Product: BCL6A transcription repressor b
Exons: 8
Coding region: 1507-3636 (709 amino acids)
Biological process (GO): regulation of transcription by RNA polymerase II
Cellular component (GO): nucleus
Molecular function (GO): protein binding; RNA polymerase II cis-regulatory region sequence-specific DNA binding; DNA-binding transcription factor activity, RNA polymerase II-specific
Source: RefSeq, a predicted model, not a curated record